AUGGCGCGGCUUCAGUGGGCGCCACUGAUGAUGCUUGGGCUGGUGCUCCUCUCCGCGCCUCUGAUCGCCGCUGAGGAGGAAGAGAAGAAGGAGGAGGAUGCUGCCUUGGUUCUCACCAAGGACAACUUUGAGGAGAAGGUCAAGGGCUCAAAGUUCGCUCUGGUAGAGUUCUAUGCGCCCUGGUGCGGCCACUGCAAGCGCCUCGAGCCGGAGUACUCCAAGGCGGCGGCGACUCUGAAGGAGCAUGAUGCCUCCAUAAUCAUCGGCAAGGCGCGCUUCAAGGUUGAUGCCACCGUCGAGACCGAUCUGGGCCAGCAGUUCAACGUGGGCGGCUACCCCACCAUUAAGUGGUUUGUGGACGGCCAGGAGGCGCAGGACUACAACGGCCCGCGCGACGCCGACGGCAUCGUGCAGUGGGUGAAGAAGAAGACCGGCCCCCCCGCCACCAAGCUGGCCGACAAGAAGGCCCUGGAGGAGGCUGAGAAGGCCAACCCUGUGCUGUUUGUGGGGUACUUCAAGGAGCUCAAGGGUGACGCCUACGACGCCUUUGUCAAGGCGGCCCAGAAGACCGAGGACGUCCCGGCCUUCGAGACCACCGACUCCGCCGUGGCCAAGGCGGCCGGCCUGACCGCGCCCGGCGUCGCGGCGGUGGUCAACCACGAGGGCGAGGACCGUGUGGCUGCGCCCCUCAAGGGUGACGUCACCACCGACGCCGUCUUGGUGCGCAGCGCGGGUGGCGGCAGAGAGCCGUGCUGA
Molecule: messenger RNA, 756 nt
Organism: Monoraphidium neglectum
Lineage: Eukaryota; Viridiplantae; Chlorophyta; Chlorophyceae; Sphaeropleales; Selenastraceae
Product: prolyl 4-hydroxylase, beta polypeptide
Exons: 7
Coding region: 1-756 (251 amino acids)
Biological process (GO): response to endoplasmic reticulum stress; protein folding
Cellular component (GO): endoplasmic reticulum
Molecular function (GO): protein disulfide isomerase activity
Source: RefSeq, a predicted model, not a curated record